AUGAAAAAAGCGCACAAUCAUAUGAGCUUCGACUCCGUCAGUGAGGAGUCUAAUUCAAAUGACACGGCCUCUGCCCCGCUGAAAAACUCCAAUGGUCGCCGCUUCUCGAAAGAACAAAGCGAUGCGAUGGAUAUUUCCCCUGGCUCAUCCCACGAGCGCAAGUCGCGGAGAAGCUCGAGAGACAGAGAACGAACGCCCAGCCCUCGGUAUCGGUCGCAUAAGAAGAAGAAGCGAGAGCGGACACCAUCAGCUUCGCCACCUUUUGAUCGUGAUCGAUGCUCAAGCCGUAGAUCAAGAUCGCGCUCUCGGUCAAGACGGGAUCGUGAUAGAAGUCAGAACGGGAGAGAUCGUUUUAAGAGGAGAGAAAGGGAGGAAAGGAAGAACAAAAAGCGAUCAAGGCGCGAUCGUUCACGAACACCACAAAGGCGGAAGAGUGGAAAGUCGAGAAGGAGACGUUCAACGAGCAGCGAUAGCAGCGAUGACGAGAUCACGUUGCGAGAUAGAACUACACUAUUUGGUGAAUUAGUCCGAAAGCACGGUGAGUCUGCAGAUGCCCUCAUCAGAAAUCGAGACAAGCACCGCAAGGCAAAACGUAGGAAACGAGAUAGUUCAUCCAGCAGUUCGAGCAGUGAAGAUGCAAAAAACAUUGACAAGAAGCCGGCUACUGUUCCAAUGACAUUGCCAGUUGCUUGUCCUCCACCGACAUUCCUCGAUCCUGCCACGGCGCAGUAUUAUCAACUAAUUACUGCAAGUGGACUGGUUGUCCCUGUGGCAGUACCUCCUCCAGUAGUGGGUAUGCACCUUCCUCCUCCUCCGAUUCCUCCGCCCGCUCCAGGACCAUCUUCGUCUGACACUAAGUCUGCGGAUAUGAUGGUACCACCGCUUAGUAGCAUACCUGUCCCACCACCACCACCUGUUCCGCCAAUACCAUUUGAACCUGCACCGCCACCUCCCGUUCCUCCCCUCCCUCCUUUGCCAACUCCAGUACCUCCGGAUCUUGCAAUGCCGUCUGUUUCUGGAGUUAUGGCAGCCAGCACUUCAACAGCGGCACCGCGGACGGUAGGAUUACCUAUGCCAAACGUCUCUGCCAUCAAGAAACGAGGAUUCGACCGUCCAACGGUUCUCAACAAGAUUCGAAGAGGUGUUGAUCUUUCAAACGAAUGGGGUAGCGGGUUUGUGGAGAAAUACGAAAUUUUGUAUCAAGUUGGUGAGGGCACCUACGGUCAGGUCUACAAAGCAAGAGACAAAGUAACAGGUGAACAAGUUGCACUCAAAAAAGUACGGCUAGAGAAUGAGAAAGAGGGUUUCCCUAUCACUGCUGUACGUGAGAUAAAGAUUCUACGACAGCUGAACCAUGCAAAUGUUGUGAAGCUUAUCGACAUAGUUACGGACAAACUGUCUGCAGCUGACAUGCGCACUGAAAGAGCAAAUUUUUACCUGGUUUUCGAGUAUGUGGAUCAUGAUCUUAUGGGAUUGCUCGAAGCUUCGCACUUGAUCAACUUUCAUAACGAUCAAAUUCGAAGUUUAUUCAAACAAUUGAUUUUGGGUCUAGAAUACUGUCAUUCAGCCGGGUUUCUUCAUCGUGAUAUAAAAUGCAGUAAUAUCUUAUUGAAUAACAGAGGUGAACUGAAGAUAGCCGAUUUUGGACUCGCUCGUUAUUAUUCUUCCGAUCAAGAGCGGCUGUACACAAAUCGAGUAAUAACGUUAUGGUAUCGACCUCCUGAAUUAUUAUUGGGUGACGAGCAUUAUGGCCCAUCCAUUGAUGUUUGGAGUAUUGGGUGCAUACUUGGAGAGUUCUUUACAAGAAAGCCGCUUUUCCAAGGAAAUAACGAAUCGAUGCAAUUAGAACUCAUAUCCAAGGUCUGUGGCACACCUAGCCCCGCAAACUGGCCCGAUGUCGAGAAAAUGCCCCUUUAUGGUACUUUACGGAGUAAACGUCAAUAUGUGCGAUGUCUUCGCGAGGAGUUUUCCCAAAUAAUGCCGUCCGGAGCUAUCGAUCUUAUGGAUAAGAUGCUUUUACUCGAUCCAAAGCGUCGAAUCUCAGCUAAAGAUGCUAUUAGCCAUUACUGGAUCAAGAAUUUCGAUUAUACGACAGUUCCACCGUUGAGACUACCACAACAUCAAGACUGCCAUGAGUUGUGGAGCAAGAAGCAGCGAAAAGAGCGUCGUUCCAACAAUCCCAAUCCAAAAGUAGCUCAGUCUUCCGAAGGACAAGAGUACGAGACAGCGAGUCAUUCAGCUGGAACAAGUAGUCAGAUGCAGUAUGACAGACGACGAGUCUCUCCAUCGAAUGGAUUCGUGCAUCAAGCUAAUCCUUCGAGACCAGAAGCCAUUGAACAGUCUAUCAACGCUGCUCUGCAUGGCUCGGAUCCGUCACAGUUGCUGAGACUGUUGCAGUACACUAACACAGCAGAAGACACGCGCAUAUAUAACAGAUUAGUGCAAAGCUCUCAGUUCUCCUCUUUACGAGCCGACGACCCACGGCCUCUAAAGGAUCGGUUGAUAGAUGUUCUUUCAAACAGAAAUUACUUCAACGCGAGGAUGCUCGGAUGGGCACCGAGGCGUUCCUCAUCAUUUGCAACCUCCCCCCUACCGAUGAGAAUGUAUUCAUGUGAUAAAAGAUGAGCUGCUCAAAGCGGCAUCGGAUGCGUCCACAGUCGGUCAGCUCGUCAGCUCCCACUUUGAACUUUGAUGUCUCCGAUUUCCGUUUGUCUAUAUUUUUGUGUUUGUCUCUGAGCAACGAUUUAUUGCAUAGUGAUGUUGUUUAUAAAAUGACCUAUAAAACGUAUAAAUUGAAAAAGCC
Molecule: messenger RNA, 2803 nt
Organism: Cylicocyclus nassatus
Lineage: Eukaryota; Metazoa; Nematoda; Chromadorea; Rhabditida; Strongylidae
Source: the annotation of a GenBank genome assembly